Anneissia japonica is the source of this 590-nucleotide messenger RNA. RefSeq lists its product as uncharacterized. Lineage: Eukaryota; Metazoa; Echinodermata; Crinoidea; Comatulida; Comatulidae. The coding region runs from base 156 to 590 and encodes 144 amino acids. The transcript has 6 exons. The record is from RefSeq and is a predicted model, not a curated record.
ACGUACAACUGUAGGUACCAUUUGGGGUCUACUGCCCGGGUUCCGGGCGGAAGCAACAACUGCCGAAAGUCUCCGAACAAUUCAAAUUAAGAAGCGAGCUUUCGUUACCACAAUACUCGCUAUUUACUUACUUUGACGAGUGGUACGACUAUAGUAUGAACCUAACACGCAUUGACUACACGUCACUCGGCGAUUCGUUUGACUACGGAGUAAUGACGAAAACGACGAGAAUUGAUGAUUUCAACACAGGGGUUAUGUACGUCAUUAAUGCGGCUGAUGGAAACUGUUCGAUCCAGUCUAUUCCAACAACAGAUACUUUUGGUAGGCCUGUAGGACAAGGAGGGAGUAUUCGAAUUGCCACAGCCGCCGAAUUGUUCUACAUCAGUGAUGAAUAUUUUUAUAAAGGAGUUUUUCCAUUCAGAGAUGUUGACUGUAAUGUCUAUACCGAUUUUCGUCAAGACCUAGGCAACACUACAUUUGAUUGGUUGAUCUCAUCGGACGGUUGGACAGCUACUGAAGAAGGCAAUGCGGGAAUGACGAAUAUACCCAUUGGACUAUCAGUCGUCACCACAGAAAUAGGAAAGAUAUGA